Molecule: messenger RNA, 2054 nt
Organism: Phodopus roborovskii (desert hamster)
Lineage: Eukaryota; Metazoa; Chordata; Mammalia; Rodentia; Cricetidae
Gene: Wdr86
Product: WD repeat domain 86
Exons: 6
Coding region: 615-1757 (380 amino acids)
Molecular function (GO): protein binding
Source: RefSeq, a predicted model, not a curated record
CGGGGUCCCCCCACAGCUCCAGGCUCUUCGGUCCACCUCUUCCUCGUUCUGGGCUCUGGGAACAGGGACAACUGGAGUGGCAGAGCAGAACUCAGCAUAGACAGCUGAAAGGGUCGCACGUGAAGCACGUGGAAGCGGUCCCCAAACGGGGACCAGAGUAGCAUCUCAGUUCUGUUCCCAAAGAACGACCGGGGCGUCCUGGGGUGGGGGUUGGCGUGCGGCCGGAGAAGUGGGAGGGGACAGGUUGAGGGGUGGUCUCCGAGGAGGAGCCAGGCUGGACUGUAUUGUUCCGCGCUCCGCUUCUCGGGUUCUUCAGCCGGCUUCAGACCCUGAGGGUGCACCACGAGGCAGAGGUGGACCCCCUGCACCCCAAGACGGUUCAGAGGAGGGGAGGACUCACCUGGAGCUCAGCAUCCGAGCUGCAGGAGCGGAGGAUACCAGUGGAGAGUCAGAGUCCCUGUUCCCCGCCACACCACGAGCCUGUGCAGCAGUGGGGCGCCAGGACCCUCCCCCCAACGAUGGCCGCAGUCCGUCUGGGCCCUGCCAGGACCACAAGCGGACGCUGGAGCAUUGCUCUCUAGCCGGCAACAGGGCCUCUUUACCCCCACCCUGAGAUGGGGAGCAGCGGGUCGGCUUUGAGGGUCUGUGCAGACCACCGCGGAGGCAUCAAUUGGCUGAGUCUGAGCCCCGACGGGCAGCGCCUGCUGACGGGCAGCGAGGACGGCACGGCCCGGCUCUGGAGCACCGUGGACGGCCAGUGCUGCGCGCUCCUGCAAGGUCAUGAGAGCUAUGUGACCUUCUGCCAGCUGGAGGAUGAAGCUGCCUUCACCUGUAGUGCUGACUGCACCAUCCGGAGGUGGGAUGUGAGGACCGGGCAGUGUCUGCAGGUGUACCGAGGGCACACGUCCAUCGUGAACAGGAUCCUAGUUGCAAAUGACCAGCUCUUCAGCAGUUCCUAUGACCGGACAGCACGUGCAUGGACUGUGGACAAAGGGCAAGUGUCCAAGGAGUUCCGGGGCCACCGCAACUGUGUGCUAACGCUGGCCUACUCUGCCCCCAAGGACCUGCCCAGUGACCCCUGCUUGGAGGCCGCCAUGGGUGGCGGGCUCCUAGUGACUGGCAGCACGGAUGAUACAGCCAAGGUGUGGCAGGUGGCCAGUGGCUGCUGCCACCAGACACUUCGGGGCCACACAGGUGCAGUGCUGUGCUUGGUGCUGGAUGUUUCCAGCCACACAGCCUUCACAGGCAGCACUGAUGCCACCGUCCGUGCUUGGGACAUCCUGAGUGGGGAGCAGCUGCGGGUUUUCCGGGAGCACCAGGGCUCGGUCAUCUGCCUGGAGCUCACGGACCGGCUCCUGUACACGGGCAGUGCAGACAGGACUGUCAAGUGCUGGCUGGUUGACACUGGGGAGAGAGUGCGCACGUUCCCGGCACACAGGCACAGUGUGAGCGCCCUCAAGUACCACGCAGGCACCUUGUUCACUGGCAGUGGGGAUGCCUGCGCCCGGGCCUUUGAUGCCCAGUCGGGAGUGCUGCAGAGGGUGUUCCGGGGCCACACCUUUGUCAUCAACUGCCUCCAGGUACACGGUCAGGUGCUCUACACUGCAUCUCAUGAUGGUGCUCUGCGCCUCUGGGAUGUACGUGGCCUGCAGUCGGUGCCACCGUUGCCACGCAGGCCAGCAGCCAAGCGCAGCCUCUCACGCCUUUUUAGCAACAAAGUGGCCUGUGCAGCGCCGGUGUCCCUGCAGCCAGCCUGAGCCUGGAGAGGGCUGAAACCUGUGUCCUGGCUUGUCUCUAUUCUUGGUUUUCCCGAGCACUGUGAUGCGGUGGCCUUUCCUGUUGUGAAAGGUGCCUUUCCCCAUGCUCUGAACCAACGCUUUGCCACCCGGACUCUUCUGGCCAAGGCAGGGACUUCAGCUGGCCUGCCUCCAGUUCUGACAGCUGAAGCCUGUGCUGCCUGGACUUCCCUGCUGAGGAAAUGGGGCUUCUUACAAAAGUCAUGUCAUAUUGGCAAGUUGUGUGCCACAAGGCCCCUCCUGAAGAACUCAAAUACA